AUGAAGUUGCAUAUGAGGAAGAGAUUCGCACUAGGGUAUUCUCACAAGCCGGUUAAGGAUCCUUGCUACCAAAGCCACAACAUCCCUCGAAAACCAAUGUACCAAACAACAUCAAAGAAAAUGAUGUUAACGCCAACACCCUUUCGUGAGCACAAGUAUGCUUACCAUUCUGAGCCUAAGAGGGUGUUCUCAAACACUUCGAAAAAGCAUACGAAGGUUGGGCAAACAGUUCACAUAAAGACGGUUCAACAAAAUUCAAUCGCAUCAACGUUGUUUCAGCCCCAAGUAGAACAAGCAACGUCUAGGUUGAGGAUAGAUGGUUCUUGGCCAUCAAAGGGAGUGGAAAGAGAGCAUAAGAAGAGCUACAUGAAUUUCAAGAAGGCAAAGGAAUGUCCCAAGCUGCAACUUAUUGAUCAAGAUGAGACGAUCCAUACAUGGUGUACUUGCAGUACGGAUUCCGUACUGUGUUGUACGUAUGGAGCUUUGCACAAACCUUAUCUUUACCAAAAGUGGGUAGACACAAAGGACAACCUUAUCAUCAAUAAAGCACAAGAGGACGAAAGGACAAAGGAGGAUAUGCUUGCAUCACAACGGCUAGAUGCUCUUUAG
This is a messenger RNA of Arabis nemorensis, 609 nucleotides long. The record is from the annotation of a GenBank genome assembly. Lineage: Eukaryota; Viridiplantae; Streptophyta; Magnoliopsida; Brassicales; Brassicaceae.